Physeter macrocephalus (sperm whale) is the source of this 4085-nucleotide messenger RNA. RefSeq names its product POU domain, class 2, transcription factor 2. NCBI's taxonomy places the organism in Eukaryota, Metazoa, Chordata, Mammalia, Artiodactyla, Physeteridae. Gene Ontology annotation, cellular component: nucleus; nucleolus. The coding region runs from base 145 to 2988 and encodes 947 amino acids. Gene Ontology annotation, molecular function: protein binding; DNA-binding transcription factor activity, RNA polymerase II-specific; RNA polymerase II cis-regulatory region sequence-specific DNA binding. The transcript has 18 exons. Gene Ontology annotation, biological process: regulation of apoptotic process; regulation of transcription by RNA polymerase II; apoptotic process. The record is from RefSeq and is a predicted model, not a curated record.
GAGGAGGAGCGAGGUGACGCAGGCGUAAUAAUAGAGAAGGUGCCAGAAAGAUCCAAAACAAGUGGCUGCGGCCGUCGCCCAGGAGUCGUGAGGCGCCGGAAUUCGGCCCUGGUUCUGAGCUUAUUCCGCCCCCCUCCCCCGGGUAUGGCGCUGUCCGGGUCGACCCCGGCCCCGAGCUGGGAGGAGGAUGAGUGCCUGGACUACUACGGGAUGCUGUCGCUUCACCGUGUGUUCGAGGUGGUGGGCGGGCAACUGAGCGAGUGCGAGUUGGAGCUGCUAGCCUUCCUGCUGGACGAGGUCCCCGGCGCCGCCGGCGGCCUGGCCCGCGCCCGCAGCGGCCUGGAGCUGCUGCUGGAGCUGGAGCGCCGCGGGCAGUGCGACGAGAGCAACCUGCGGCUGCUGGGGCAACUCCUGCGCGUGCUGUCUCGUCACGACUUGCUGCCACACCUGGCGCGCAAGAGGCGCUGGCCAGUGUCUCCAGAACGCUCCAGCUAUGGCACGUCCAGCUCUUCUUCAAAGAGGAAGGAGGGAGGCUGCCGUCGCAGUCAGCAGUCAAGGAGUUCUUCAGAUGCUGAGCAGAGUCAGUGGGAGACAGGUUCUCCCCCAACUAAACGGCAGCGGCGGAGUCGGGGCCGUCCCAGUGGUGGCGCCAGACGGCGGCAGAGAGGGAGUCCAGCCACCCCCCAGCAGCAGCAGGAGCCAGCCGGGCCUACCUCAGAAGGCAAAGUGACCUGUGAAAUAAGAAUGUCUAAGCCCCUGGAGGCCGAGAAGCAAGGUCUGGACUCCCCGUCAGAGCACACAGACACGGAAAGAAAUGGACCAGACACUAACCAUCAGAACCCCCAGAAUAAGACCUCCCCGUUCUCUGUGUCCCCGACUGGCCCCAGCACCAAGAUCAAGGCUGAAGACCCCAGCAAUGACUCAGCCCCAGCGGCACCCCUGCCCCCACAGCCGGUUCAGCCGCAUCUGCCCCAGGCCCAACUCAUGUUGACGGGCAGCCAGCUAGCCGGGCUCACGGCGCUGAUGCCAGCUCAGCAGCAGCUCCUCCUGCAGCAAGCGCAGGCCCAGCUCCUGGCCGCCGCGGCCGCCGCCGCCUCCUCUUCCUCCUCCUCCUCCUCCUCCUCCUCCUCCUCGACCUCGCAGCCCCCAGCCUCCUCCGGGGGAGGCGACCUGCCGCCACCACAGCCUGCCAGCCAGCCCCCCGGGACCCCACAGCUCACCCUGUCCCAACCCAUCCAGCUCACAGCACAGGACAUCCAGCAGCUCCUCCAGCUCCAGCAGCUGGUGCUUGUGCCGGGUCACCACCUCCAGCCACCUGCUCAGUUCCUGCUGCCGCAGGCCCAGCAGAGUCAGCCAGGCCUGCUACCAACGCCAAAUCUAUUCCAGCUACCUCAGCAAACCCAGGGAGCUCUUCUGACCUCCCAGCCCCGGGCAGGGCUGCCCACGCAGGCCGUGACCCGCCCCACGCUGCCCGACCCGCACCUCUCGCACCCGCAGCCCCCCAAAUGCUUGGAGCCACCAUCCCAUCCCGAGGAGCCCAGUGACCUGGAGGAGCUGGAGCAGUUCGCUCGCACCUUCAAGCAACGCCGCAUCAAGCUGGGCUUCACGCAGGGUGACGUGGGUCUGGCCAUGGGCAAGCUCUACGGCAACGACUUCAGCCAGACGACCAUCUCCCGCUUCGAGGCCCUCAACCUGAGCUUCAAGAACAUGUGCAAACUCAAGCCUCUCCUGGAGAAGUGGCUCAAUGACGCAGAGACUAUGUCUGUGGACUCAAGCCUGCCCAGUCCCAACCAGCUGAGCAGUCCCAGCCUGGGUUUCGACGGGCUCCCCGGCCGGAGACGCAAGAAGAGGACCAGCAUCGAGACAAACGUCCGCUUCGCCUUAGAGAAGAGUUUUCUAGCGAACCAGAAGCCUACCUCAGAGGAGAUCCUGCUGAUCGCAGAGCAGCUGCACAUGGAGAAGGAAGUGAUCCGCGUCUGGUUCUGCAACCGACGCCAGAAGGAAAAACGCAUCAACCCCUGCAGCGCGGCCCCCAUGCUGCCCAGCCCGGGCAAGCCAGCCAGCUACAGCCCCCAUCUGGUCACGCCCCAAGGGGGCGCCGGGACCCUGCCGUUGUCCCAAGCUUCCAGCAGUCUGAGCACAACAGUUACUACCUUAUCCUCAGCUGUGGGGACCCUCCACCCCAGCCGGACAGCUGGAGGGGGUGGGGCCGGGGGCGGGGCCGCGCCCCCCCUCAAUUCCAUCCCCUCUGUCACUCCCCCACCCCCGGCCACCACCAACAGCACAAAUCCCAGCCCUCAAGGCAGCCACUCGGCCAUCGGCUUGUCGGGCCUGAACCCCAGCACGGGAAGCACAAUGGUGGGGUUGAGCUCCGGGCUGAGUCCGGCCCUCAUGAGCAACAACCCUUUGGCCACUAUCCAAGGUGCGUGCUGCCGCAUGUCACUCCCGUCGCCACCAGCCCCGUCCCCCAGGGCCUCGAGCCCCCAUCCCAUUCCUGCUCCAGUCAUGCCAUCCUGCCCCUGCUCACGGCAUCGCUCGCCUCUUCAUACCCACCUCGCCUUUGGGGAAGGUGUGAGGGGCGCCGGUGGGGGUCCGCGGGUGGGACGCUGGAAGGCACCCCCAGCCCAGCCUCUCUCUCUCUCCCCGCCAGCCCUGGCCUCUGGUGGAACCCUGCCCCUUACCAGCCUUGACGGCAGCGGGAACCUGGUGCUGGGGGCGGCUGGCGCGGCCCCGGGGAGUCCAGGCCUGGUGACCUCGUCACUCUUCUUGAACCACGCCGGGCUGCCCCUGCUCAGUGCCCCGCCUGGUGUGGGCCUGGUCUCGGCAGCCGCUGCGGCCGUGGCGGCCUCCAUCUCCAGCAAGCCUCCUGGCCUCUCCGCGUCCUCCUCGUCCUCCUCCUCCUCCUCCUCCUCCUCCACUUGCAGUGAGGCGGCAGCACAGACCCCUGGAGGCCCAGGGGGGCCCGAGGUAGGGUCCAAGCCUGAGUGAGGGCCCGCCACGCCUCCCCACCUCCUCCUCUGACCCCCGCCUCCGUCCCCGACCUGGGAAGAGGGCGAGGAGGCCAUUGGUGGGGCUGCAGAGGGUCCUCGGAGCAGGAGUGACAAGGGAGGAAAGACCAAAAAACAAGAAACAAAAAAAACAACCAACCAAAAAGAAAGAAAGGAAGAAAGAAAGAAAGAAAGAAACCAACCAACAGAAAAAAGAAAACCAAAAAUAAUCACAAAGAAACCAGCUGCCCCAAAGGAACAAGAAGUGAAAAACAAACAUUAAAAAAAAAAAAAAGAAAACCAAAAACAAACAAAAAAAUCCCUCACCAAACCGAACAAACCAAAAACCGGUCUCGAGCCAGACCUCAGUGUGCUCUCACCCUCACUGCUACGACACCAAAUAAGAACCCCAGCCAGGGGCGGAGAAGCCUCGGCAGGGCGGACACGCGGGCCCCUGGCUGCGGGGCGAAGCCUCCCGCUGCGUGCGGCGUGGGCAGAGAAGGAAAAGGAGAAUGUGCCAGCCUCCCAGCCCCAGCCCUCAGUCCUGGGCCAGCCAAGACAGGGAGGGCACAGCCUGGGGCUGAUGGGGUGGGCUCAGAACCACCCGCCAAAUAUUCUUUUCCAGAAGGUGAAAGAGAAAGGGCCCGAACACCUUUACACCAAAUAUUCAGUAGCUUCAUCCAAAGGAUGUACAGAAUUUUUAGCGUUGUGCUCAACAGAAUGUGUCCCUGUCAUGUGUCCCCCCUCUCCCCCGGCCCCCAGCUCUCCCUGCCCGGGCAGGGGGGUCUCGCUUUAACCUCCUCCCUCCCCCAGCCAGGGGAGAGUUCAGGGGAAGGCCUGGGAUGACUUUUCACCCCUUGUACCUCCCCCUUUUUCCCUUUGAAGGGUGGGCUAGGCCGUUUUGCCAAGUUCUAGCUCUCACAUGUCCCCCCUCAACCCUGUCACCCUCCUCUGCUCUGGAAUCUCCCCCAUCCCUAGUCCGAGGGAAGGCGGAAGCUUCAGGCAAGAGAGGAUGAGGUGAGGGCAUUCAAGUUGUCUUUUUUUCCAUCCUCGUCUGUCAGUUUCCCUGAAAAAAAAAAAAAAAAUUCAUAUUCCAGU